Messenger RNA from Solenopsis invicta (red fire ant), 987 nucleotides. RefSeq lists its product as uncharacterized. Lineage: Eukaryota; Metazoa; Arthropoda; Insecta; Hymenoptera; Formicidae. The transcript is spliced from 2 exons. Bases 1 to 987 code for a protein of 328 amino acids. The record is from RefSeq and is a predicted model, not a curated record.
AUGGACAAAGAAGAUUACUGUAAUAAGAUCAAUGCUAUGCUUUCGGAUUGCAGCAUUUUACGGCCUCUCCAAGACUCAGAAAGAAUCGGUCCCCCUUCGCUCUAUCGUCAGCAAUAUGGGGGACCCUCCUACCAGUUGGCCCGCUACUUCACCAAACCACUUCAAAAACUCACUGGUCUCAAUGGAUCUUACAUCAAGAAUUUUAUUGAUUUUGUGAACAAAAUUGCAAAGAUCAAAACGAAACUCAAUGACAUCCUGGUGAGUUUUGAUGUGGUUUUAUUAUUCACAAAUGUCCCGGUCCAGGAUACGUUAGACAUUAUCCGACAAAAGUCCGACAAACUUCCGGCCAACCUCUUUCCACUAAUAGAACAUUGCCUAACCUUGACCUACUUCCAGUUUCAAGGAGAGUUCUUUGAACAAACCUCUGGAGCAGCAAUGGGAUCCCCUGUUUCACCCAUUAUUGCAAACAUUUUCAUGGAACAUCUCGAAGACAAAAUUCUGAAGAACGCACCUCUCAAACCUUCCACGUGGUUCCGAUACGUAGAUGACACAUUUGUUAUAUGGAGCCACGGCAAAGAAACUUUCUCACCCUUCCUCGCUUUUCUCAACGCCCAACACCCAAACAUUAAGUUCACAAUGGAGGUAGAACAAGAAAACCAAAUUCCCUUCCUAGACGUGUUGGUUCGAAGAAACGGAGAUGGUACCUUAGACCAUCGGGUUUAUCGAAAACCAAUCCAUACUGACCAAUAUCUUCACGCAACCUCCCAUCACCAUCCGUCACAAAAAAAUUUAGUUAUCAACUCAUUGGUAUACAGAGCCCUCACAGUUUCUGUACCAACGUUCCUGAAUAAGGAGUUACAACAUCUUAAUCAAACCUUGACUAGGAAUGGGUACAACAGCAAGAACAUUAAUCAGAUAACCAAGAGAUUGAAGAACAAAAUCUCCAGUCCCAACGACACCGAAAUGAAGAAAGAGAAAGAAAAAUAA